Molecule: messenger RNA, 1725 nt
Organism: Zychaea mexicana
Lineage: Eukaryota; Fungi; Mucoromycota; Mucoromycetes; Mucorales; Lichtheimiaceae
Product: programmed cell death protein 2
Exons: 4
Coding region: 427-1632 (401 amino acids)
Biological process (GO): maturation of SSU-rRNA
Cellular component (GO): cytoplasm
Source: RefSeq, a predicted model, not a curated record
GCAACAGCAGUUUCAAAGUUGACUCUGCUUGGGUUGCCAGAACGCGAAUAAUCAUAGCCCUGGUACCGUGGGAAAAAAACUUUGACAUUGAGCGGAACAGAACUCAGCAUUCAACAAUAGGCAGAACAGCAGAAGGGACUUACGUUGUGCAUACCAGCAGCGGACUGCUUGAAAGUGGUCGACAAGGAGAUGGGCGGGAUGACGGCGCCAGUGGUUGGGUCAGGCUCUUGGCCAGCGUGGAUAGCACGCGUACCAAAGCCGUUGUUUUCGUAAUGUGAAGCACCCAUAUCGAGAGUAUGUACGUAGGAGAAAGAAAAUGUGUGAAAGAGAGAGAGGGGAAGGAGACAUCCGCCGUUCCGACUUGCCGAAAUUUAUACUCUUCAAUUGUGGCUUACCUUUUUCUGGUUUUGUUGUUUCUGGAAGGCAAUGAGCAAACCGAUUAGUAAUAAAAGCAAAGGCAAAAACAAGCAGAAACCUGCACAAGAUCCAGUUCUGCUUGGCUUUCCAGAUGGUUCCAUCGAUGCUGAGCAGGAUUCAGAUGCUUAUGCAACUAAAAUUGGCGGUGUGCCAAACUGGCUGCAAUCUGACCAUGCACCACCGUUGAAAUUCCUGCUUUGUGGCGUUUGUAAACGGCCAAUGUACUUGAUUUUUCAAGGAUAUGUCCCGCUUGCCGCUUCUAUAUAUCACCGUGUAAUAUACGUGUGGGCAUGUAACAGGCGCUUAUGUAUGCGGAAAGAGGGAAGCUUUUCUGUGGUUCGGUCACAUCUGGUCGAUCCAGAAUAUCUCGCUGCGAAUCGACGGAAAGAGGAAGAGAAGCGUAAAAAGGAACAGCAAAAGCUAGAACAACAACAGAGAGCAGCCCAGCCGUUUGGAGCAUUUCAGCUAGGUGAUCUGUGGGGAUCAGGUACACCAAGCUUUUCAGAAGCUGCAACAAAAGCUACAGAUACAACAAAAACAAAUGCACCGGCGACAGCGUCAGUAGCUUCCGAUGAUUUGACGACAUCACUUGAAAAUUUGACAGUGGUCGACACACCACAGGAACAGCUCCCGAUUGUAAACUUUCCAGGGGAGUAUCUUUGGAUCACAGAGGAGAACUUGGAUAAUUACGACGCAAUGGGGAUUGAUAUGGAACGCUACCGCGAGUAUUUAGACCUACAAAAUUCACUGCUCGAAGCGACAGAGGAAGCGACAGGGGAAGAAUCCUGGAGCGGAGAGACAUAUGAAAAGCAGCAACUGCCACGAGGUGUCGACAAACAAUUUAAAAAAUUUGCUGAACGCGUACAGUUACAACCUAGCCAGUGUGUACGAUAUCAAUGGGGAGGUACACCGUUGUUAUACCAUCAACUUCAAGGGCAACAGCAGCAACAAUUAGGAGGACGAUGCUCCCAAUGCGGCAACCCACGUAUUUUUGAACUACAACUGAUGCCCAACAUCUUGUCGCUUCUACCAACAUCAGAAUACGCGUCUGCAGACCUUCCGGACGACGCUAAGAAGGGUGUCAAUAGCUGGGAUAUUGGCAUGGAGUUCGGCACAAUUCUUGUCUUUGUCUGUGGAAAAGAUUGCCAUCCCGUAGACAUCGAACAGCCCUGCUAUGUCAAGGAACAUCUGCUUGUUCAAUACGAGUCUGAUUGAACUCGUCAAAAUUUUGUAUAUAUUAUGAAAAUGUAUAUAGCAGUAAUACUUAUUUAAAAGUUUUUAAUGUCUUUUUGAAUAUACACAAGGGGC